GCCACUAUCAUUCGUUCCUGACUCCACACGGGAACACACCAUCCCUGGAACACGGAAUCUGGCUGGGAACGGAGAAACGGGAAUGCACUGGGACGGAAAAACUGAGGAGAAUAAAUAUUACCUGCCAUCUGUUGGUCUUCCUCACUCAUCUGUCAUCCACUGUCACUUUUUCUUUUUCUUUUUCUGAGGAGAACUUCUUCAGAGCCUCCAGUGAAAACACAUACAUAUAGAGAUAUAUCUAUAACAAUCCUAUACAUAUAUCAAUAUACAGUAUGCCUGUUUUCAUAAACAGCGUAUGGGGGACAGAACUGAGCAGAAGGAAGACACCUUGAUUGUGAAAAUAAAAGCAUCAGGAGGACUAAAGAACCACAGAUAUUCUUUUGAGAGAACAGAACAGUGCAAAACACUGAGAAUGACUUGUGGAAUACCUCCGAACUGUAACGUGAGGCAUCUCUUCCUCGCUGGCAUCACACAAUGUUCAGUGGGACAAAGAUCACGAAUAAGGCUUGAUUCCAACAGUGUCAUUUCUUCAGGCUUCUGAAUUGGAAUUCUACCAAGUGUUGUUGUUUUUUUCUCGGGCCACGAAACAGUUUGUCUCAGGGUUAGAUCCUCGAAUCUGGAGUCUCUCCAAAGGGGAGGAAUCUUGCUCGCUCUCACUCUCUCCCUGUAGUGAUGACAACGGCGAGCACAUUGUGUGCUGAAGUGCCGUGGAAAGCUCUCCGUCUCGUUCCCUGAUGAGGGCUGCUUUCCCUGUAUCAGCUUGCCGUUUAGGAGCCGGACAACAACAAGUCAGCAUUAAACCUGCUCUAAACUUGGAGACAGAACUCUUUGCACAGCAAACUUACUUUCUUGGUUCACAUUAACUAAACUCCGCUGGUUUAAUUGUCCCCAGUGGCGCUAUUGCAUUCUGGGAUACGCACUGUGGGAUUAUUCAAAGAGGAUCAUGGCUGCCUCACACCUGUUUUUGAAUGUGUUGACUGCCGUUUUACUGUUGAGCUACGUUUCUUACGGUCAAAAAUCCAACACUGCCAGCACAGGUGAGCAAGCCGCAAAUCGGACGGCUGCUCCGUCUGGUGCCCCGGAGGUCACUCUUGCGACCCCGGGUUCAGACGCAGACGAAACCCUGUUGGCCGGGAGCCGCUGUUGGGGUUACUACGAUGUAAUGGGCCAGUGGGAUCCUCCGUUUAACUGUAACGCAGGAAUCUACCUGUUCUGCUGUGGCUCCUGCUACUAUCGAUUUUGCUGCCAGUUCAAGGUUCACAGUCUGGACCAGACGUCUUGUUCCAAUUACGACACGCCGGUGUGGGCCAACACAGGCAAGCCAGCGGCUCCGGUGACCGACGUCCAGGAGGAACCAGAUCGAGACCGCACUCACAUGAUUGUGUACAUAAUAUGUGGAGUGGUGGCCAUCAUGGUGCUGGUUGGGAUCUUCACCAAAUUGGGCCUGGAAAAAAGUCAAGGAGGACAGACGGACAUGACAAACUCCAGGGCCCUGACGGAACUGCUGAAACAGCCAGGCGAGCCCGGGGGCGUGGACAGAGGAGGAGGCCACCACCUUAUCGGAUCCAAUGGCAUAUCUGGCAGGUCAAUGCGCACCAACAACGAGCAUAACCAUCUGAAUAACGUCACGCUUCCUCCUUUGAGUCCCGGAAUGACUCUGUCCCAGCCUCACAACAACCUGGGCUUCAACAAAUACUCCUCUCUCAAGACCAUGGAUACUACAGCAAGGGAUUACUACCCCAAGAGCUACCCCAUGAUGGAUUAUGCACACCGUCAAUCCUCGCCUGCAACCUUCCAGCCCAUUGCUUUCCACCCAAAAGACAAACCCUUUCUUCCCCCUCCGGACAUCCAUACUCCUUUGGCCAUCACCAUUACAUCAGCUCAAGUCCCCAAGCCCAAGAUCUCCAAGACUAACACCCACCCGCUCACCUCGAGCUCGGCCUUCAAAGUUUGGGACCCCAACAAGAGCCAUGUCCAACAUCAGGUCCCUCUCAUGAUGCAGCCACAGCCACCACUGUCCCAUCCAAACAGUCGGCGCCAGGCCUUCUCCAACAAGCGUCAGUUUAGCAUCGAGACUCUUCCAGAGUUGUUCACUCAGCCUCUUGGGUACGGACAGUCUCCGCACCUCCACCCGAAACACAAGGGACUGCCCACGAACAGCAAAACAGAAGUGACGGUCUGAGGGGAAAGCCUGUAAAGGAUACAAACACAAGAAAGCAUGAUUAUGAUUAGACAACCGGAUGUGAAAGCUUCUACACAUGUGCUUCAGUUAUAUUUAUAGCAAAUUUCCUCCUUGUAUUUGUUUUGGACUAGAUUUAUAUUCAUCGCACUAUAAUACAAAGAACUGAAGGGGAAAACGUUGCAUGGUCUUGAUUUCAAUUCUUGAUGGGCCUUGAACCCCUGGUGAUCCUACCUCCCCUCUAAAAUUCUGGCCUGUUGUUCUUGUACUGCUGGCCUUCAGAUGUCUCUUGUGGCCCAGACCCAUGUGUCCAAUAGCAAAGGGCAGGAUCCUUGCACGUCAGGAGCCUUCACACCCUUCUGGACAAGGCCAUUGUGCUGUCAGCUUCCAUCAGCCAAGAGCUGCCACACAGUGAGAUAUUAUUUAGACAAUUCUAGACCACUGAGGACAAAGAACAGCGAGGAAGCAUACGGAAGAGGACAGCAAAGAAACCAAGGUGCCCCGUGAGAGGGAAAGAGAGUUUCAAGUGUUGUGAUGUCUAAGGGUUUGUUAUUUCAGUCAACGGAUAAGGGUCUAGGUGAAUUUGGCAAAGUCCAAUGUCCCUAGGUCUCUUUACCUCAACACCAUCACCAAAGGAUGCAUUCCAGCACUUGUCCAGGGAGCAAACCACCAACAUCAAGUCAUAGCUAUUCUGGCUGUUUCUAUUUCCAACUCUUGUUUGAGACACAGCACAGGUAAAGACAAGAUCGAUAAGCAAGUCUCUGUUACAGACAGACCUCAAGAGAGACUUUUCAGGGGACGACAGUCGCCCGCAGAGAUGAGGUGCCAUAGUGAUGGAGGAGGUGAACAAAUCUGGCAAUGUCAUAAGUAGCACUGCCAAAACAACUUUGCUAAAUUGACCCAUGUGUAUUCUCUGCAAUAUCUGUCAAACAGCCUGCUUCCUUUGAAUACUUCUGAAUGUAAAUAAUUAUCCUUUUGGUGAGAGCAAGAACCUCUUAGACAGAUGAUUUGGUGGCAAAAUCUAGCAUGUAUCAGCAAUACCUACACCCUAUUGUAGCAUCCUAAUGCACAUGGCAUGGGAAACCACUAAAUCUGGUUGUGGGCUUCAGAUUUAAAAUGAAAUGUUUAGGUGUCUCGGGAGUAGCUCAAGGAAAAUGGUAGCAAUACUAGGCCUAUCUGUCCUCUCCUGCCUGGGGCCAAAUGACUGAUGGACACAGCUGUCAAACUCACUCUCUCUCUGCUGUUCCAAGCUGUUCCCAGCCAGGCGUUUGGCUGCCACACUGCCACCGAACAGCAGGGGGCGCUGUAAUUGAUGAUGGCCUGCUUCUAAUACAGCAGAUCCAAAAUAUGUUCUCCCAUACUGCCUGUAGACACAAUUUUUUUUUCUUGUCUGUCUUAUCUUUUUUUCAUUGACAAUGGAUCUGAAUGGAGAUUUAUGGUUCUUGCUCAAAGACAAAAGGCGCGACCACAAAAAAAAGUUUAGAUUUUUUUAUGCACCAAUUUAAAGAAGACCUGCAGAGAUGUCUGAUGGUGACCUCUUGCUUCUUUACAUAAUAAUAAAGCAUCUGUUUACCAAGCAAACGGUUGUGUCUAAAAAGUAGCACACUUUGUUUGAACAGCCUUGGAAGAUUUUACAGGCCACCUAGGGACUAUAAAAGAGUGUGAAAUGUUCAACGAAACUGCUUGCAAAUAAAACGGCAGUAUUGCGAGAGGCAGAGAAGGAUUAUUGAACUCGGAAGGAGGAGGAAACGCACUCGUAAUGGUACAAAGCGUUCCUUUCUAAACACUAGUUCGCAUUAUAGUCAUUGCAGUACAUGGUACGGCAGUUGGGUCUGUAAUGAACUAUAAAGGACGAAAAAAGAAAGAAACAAGUAGCUCUCUCUCUUUAUAUCCUCACCAGCUUCAUUUUGGAGAUAAUUUCUACUUGUGGACCAACUCCAGGGACAGCAAUUCCAAAAAUAUGACAACAAUUACAGUUACAGCAUGUUCCUGGAUGGCUAUUUUCAACCGUUGAAUUGAUGCGAGGAUGUAUCAACAUGCUCUCUUGGGUCAGCAUCGAGUCAAAUUAUCCUGAGCUACUGUGAUGCUUCGUUCUGUUUCGGUGGCAAUGGCUCCAGGGUGUCAUUGGGUUUCAGGGGCAAAUCCUGGAGGACAGACACGGCUGUCAGACUCUCCUGGCACAGAGAUGUCAAGCGAUGCCAAGGUGAGCCAACUACACAGCCCUCUGCCUGAAAUGGAGCCACUUUGUCGCCCGGGAGGUCAUGAAGUCUGUCUUUGAGGAAUGCCGGAAAAGAGCAGAGCAGAUUUAGCUUUUGACAAAACCACAGUGACGAGAUCUCUGGCUAGAUCAGCUUAAACCCUGCAUCAGACGAAUCAGUCAAAUAAACUUUGACAUUAACUCAAUAAAGCACUGGAUUGGUCAAUUAACUACUUAAUUCCACAGGUUAAGGACUAUAAAGUGAAAUCAAAAGAGGUUGAGUGCAAUCACAUCUGAAACACAAAGAAACACAAGGUGUAAAUAUCUACUUUCAAAUUCCUUCGGUGUGAAGAAUCGUUUCCAGUGGUUAUUUUAAACCACCCAUAUAAGCUGAAUGACUGUUGUUUCUGAUUUCUUCUUAAAACGAAAGCGUUCUACCUGUGAUGUGAAUGCCACCGGGUAGCAUUUUAUCUUUAGCAAUACAUGAUGUACUUUUUACUGUUUAUGUACUAUUUGCAAUGUCGUCUUUUUUUGUACCGUAAGCGUAAUUGGAAUCAAAGUCGAGCCUGCCGCAGUUGACAACCAUUUGACGGAGAUGAAGUGCUUCCGAAUUUUAACACCCUUCUCACCUUCCUUACUAACUUAAAAGAUGUCUUGCCAUAUUUGAAGCUUGCGCUAUAUGUAUAAAGCCUAUAAUUUUUAAAAGACGUAUUAUAACCAAUGCUUGAAAGACAUGUUAGUUGCCAGUCCAGAGACAUGUACUAUGUAUAUUGGAGAAUCACAUUGUUCCCAUUUGUUUGGUGGCUCCAUUCGUUUGGUGGUAUGUUUGACCGAUCUAAUCUUAUGCACUAUUCUAAGCUGUACCUUUUGCGUAUGUAUAAUUAGGAUGAACUCUACUAAGGGCUUUAAAAGAGGUAUGUGCUCUUAAUAGGAGUUGCCCGUGUUCAACAUGGAAAGGGUUAGUUUUUCAGUACAGUUGCUUGUAUCGGAGCGGACAAAGUUUGCUAGGGUAAAAUAUAGCAAGAGAUUGCGAAAGUGAUGCUCUGUCCUGCGAUCAAAAUCUUGGGCAAUUUUUUUGCCACAACACACUCUGCGUGUGUGUGUUUGUGUAUUACUCUCCAUCGCAAAGCAAAAAUUAGGUUCCCUCUUUGAGAAAACGGGACGUUUCUUGUUUGAACCCUGAAGAGAUAUGCAAAAACGUGUUAAGGACAUAUGAGAGCUCAUUACAGAAGUGAAAAAAGAUGACUGCUCUAAGUUUGAACUUACCAGCAUUAAAGGAAAUCCAAAGCCAGCUACAGCAAUUGCAGGUUGAUCCUAAUUAAAAGCCAAUGGUUGUAUCAUUGAUAAAGAGAAUGACGGGAAGACUAAUUAGGCUUGUCUGUUGACUUAAACAAGGCCAGUUUUUUUACAGCAACACUAUAUUGAGAAAUAUCUCCUGUCAUGUUUCUUGUGUUUUACAUGUUUGCUGAUUAUAUACGCCUGUUUAUUCAUACAUCAGGGUUAAAAGAGCAAAAAUAUAUAAAUAUUGUGUAAAAAAUGUAUGUAUAUGAUGUGAAUAUAAAGCAGCAUUAGUUCACAGCCUUUCACAAACACAAUCACAAACUAAAGCUGAGGAUUUGACAUUGUAAACACAGCGUUUUGUGUAACUUUCCCAAAGGCUUUUCUAGAUGCAGCCAGCUCACGUUACUCCGUGUCCUAACUAGGUGCGAUGUGACACAUUUCCAAGUAAUUUAUUUGUCCAAAAUGCCAUGCAAACAUAGAAGUGACAGCUUGGUUUCUGGAAGUAUUAUUUCCCAAUGGUAUUUAAAAUAAGUGUUGAACUAAACAAACGUCUCAGAGAUCAUUCAAUCAACAUUUAAUUCGAAGCAAAAAAUAAAUAAAUUAAAAUGGGAAAAAGAGACUAUACUUUCUUUUGAAGCAAUUAAGUUUUCAUACCAAGAAGCACUGCAAAUUAUGUAAUAAAAUGAGCAAUCAGCAAACAGCAUACAUAAAACUUUAAUUACAUCAUUAGCAGGGCUUUUUGGGAUCACUGGGAAUAUUACUUCCUGUUGUGCUCUUGCAGGAUUUUGGACCAGUAACUUCGGGCUACCCAAAACAGUGCUAAUAACAGAAGUCAUGCCUGGUUAAGACAGAGUUGUUCACUUUCUGAAAUAAAUAGCCCACUGCACUCUUUUUAUUCCUUUUAUACACAGCUCUCUAUCAUCAGCAUUCACUCUCUCUUUCCCACUCGUCCCUCCUCCUCUGACUCUUCAAGGCUCAAUGGACGUUCACACUGACUGUGAUUAAACUAAAUGGUUUAAUACCAUUCUAAAUGGUAGUGGCCAUAUUACAUGGUUUAUGUGCCUAAAAUUGACCUUUACCUUACCUUAACUUUGUUACAUCAAUAGUUGUUGUCACUUGUGCCACCCAUAAAUUGGCAACUCUUGAUAAAAAGGAAAAGGCACUGUCAGUGUGUACAUCCAGACACAUUUCAUCUUUGUUACCUUGAAACUGACAUAAAUAUACAUACAGGGUCUGUAGAGGGGUGUAAGAAUUACUGAAAAGUUAUACUUUAGUAUGGGUACUGUGAGAGCAUUUUACUUCGUUAGCCAAAAAUAUAGCCUACUUAAAAAUAUACUCAAGGGAAAGAAAAAAAAUCUGCAUUUGCAUUACAGUUAAUAAAUAAAAUAAAAUAAAUAAAUAAAAUAGUACUUUUGUACAGCAAGGACACAUUCAAUUGUUCAAAAGUGACAGUAAAGACAUAAUUUUAUCUUACAAAUGAUUUUUAAACCUCAACUACUGCACCAUGGCUGACAAUUUCAUUGAUUAUGAGCUAGUUUUGUCGCGUCACUCGCUCGCAGUGUGGACCUGAUAUUACUGUAGUCUCUUCUCUCCUUGCUUUAGUCUCUCUGUUACUGUCUCGUUUGUGUUUGUUCCUCCAUUUCUUUCUCUCUCUCUAUCUCGUCGGGACAGUGGGAGGUGUAAGUCUUAGCUGUCAGUGAUAUCUAAGUUAAUAUGGGUCUCCUGAGGCUGGGGAGAGAGAGAGAGAAAUGGAGGAUAAUACAGUACAUGAUGAUGAAGAACUGUGGGUGGAGAGAGGAGAUCUGUCAUCCUAUCCUCUCGUUUCCAUGUACUUCAUCUCUUUUGCUUGUCUAAUGCCCCAUUUCCAUAUCUGCCAUGCUUUCCCCCCCCCUUAAGUCUGGUUGCACUUUGAGGAGACUCUGAAUAAUUCAGAGAAAUAAAAUUUACAGGACGGUGAAGGAGGGAGACAGUCAGGGAAACAGCUGUAGAGAGCAUGUGAAAGACUGGAGAUUCAAAAGCCAAGCUGAAAUGCACCUGUUUGAGAAGAACCACAGUUUUUAGUCAUGUAAGAGUGUAAGUUGCACAUUUUAAAAUACAUUUAUGGACUGUUCCAAAGGUCAAUGUCUAGGAAGGUUUGGUUUGACUCUAAAGGAGUAUCCUAAACUCAAAACAAGCUAAAGACCCCAUGAAUUUGCUUGAUGAGCAUGUUUUCUGCCCUAUGUUAACAUAUUCUCUGUUAAAACAGGAAGUUGAGGUUGGACACACUAAAAUCUCAUUCUUACUCUUCCUACUCUUUCUUACCGAUGUAAAAGUAUAAACACUGAAGCUAAAAUGUGUUAACGUGACACUAAUUUAAUAACAUUCCUUACUAACCUUGUCUGUACUGUAUAUCAAAUAAUAUCCACAUUUUCCUGUCAUGAGCUGUCGAUAUACUUGUUUUGAGAUGGAAUAUUCAUUUUAAUAUUAACAGAACAUUGACCAUUCAGUUCAUCUAAUAAUAAGAAUAAAAAAACUAAAAUUCCCAUGUUUCAAUGCAACAAUUUUUCUUACUGUCAUGAAGGAAGAGAUCUAACGUCGGCAUGAAAGCAACCUUAUUCAAUAAAUUGUGAAUAUUAUUAUGAAACCAAUUUUUACUGUAAGCAAUGAAAUGACUGAACAUAUGGUAGAGCACUUUUGAUGUUAAUGAUGACAAGGGCAAUGAUGAGGUUGAUGAUGCAUGCCGACACAACAGCAAAGAAAAUGCCAAUUGUUUCUACGACACUAGUUGCAUUUUCUAAGGAACAUACGGACACGUUCCAACUGAUUUAAUGGCUUUUUAAGCAUAAUAUGUUUAUAACAGAAACAUUGUUAAGUGUUCUUUGUAUAAACUUGUUUAAAAAAUAAAAGGCAAAGUGAAAAACUC
Molecule: messenger RNA, 8559 nt
Organism: Onychostoma macrolepis
Lineage: Eukaryota; Metazoa; Chordata; Actinopteri; Cypriniformes; Cyprinidae
Product: protein shisa-8
Exons: 5
Coding region: 944-2182 (412 amino acids)
Biological process (GO): regulation of AMPA receptor activity; regulation of short-term neuronal synaptic plasticity
Cellular component (GO): dendritic spine membrane; AMPA glutamate receptor complex; postsynaptic density
Source: RefSeq, a predicted model, not a curated record